GGGGCUCCUGGGACAUCACCCACCACAGGUUCUCAGGAACACAUGUCCUCACCUGGGGACUGGCAGCAGGGGCUGGGUGAAAUGAGGCCCAGAGGGAGGGGACAGACGGUGCCCAGGUGGCAAGGACGUUUGGACUGGAGAAGCUGUGGGGAAGGCUAAGGGCUCCUGCUGUCCCUGGGGUUCAGCCCAGCAGCACCUGGAGGAAGCUAACCCUCUUGGAGACUGGAGAGGCUGGCACACUGUGCCUGGUGGUGGCUUAGAGAGGCAGCAGGGUCAGAGAGCCUUGGAGUGUGGAGGCUGGAUGGCAGCAGGCUGUGGUGCCCUGCACACAGGUAUGUGUGUGCAGAGGGACGUGACGGCAAUGGCACCAGCUCAUGCAAAAAACGUGACCUGGGAGACUGAAAGCCCAGGGUGUGAGUGCCCAGCACUUGAUCCACUGCACCAUCUCCUGGGCCUACUGAAAGCCCAGAGAAGCUGUGUCCUCUGCCAAAGGUCACACAGCAAAGGUCACACACGGAGGCUUACAGUUCCGCCCAACAGCCUCUGACCAUGGAUGGGAAGCCGGCAGUCCCCGAUGGUGCUCCUGAGGUAUCCUGGCUCCCCGAGGCAGCAGGAGAGAAGUUGGACCCAGAAGGCGAGGACCAGGUAAAGGAGCGCGGCCAGUGGAACAACAAGAUGGAGUUCGUGUUGUCUGUGGCUGGCGAGAUCAUUGGGCUGGGCAAUGUUUGGAGGUUCCCUUACCUCUGCUACAAGAAUGGAGGGGGAGCCUUCUUCAUCCCCUAUUUCAUCUUCUUCUUUACCUGCGGCAUUCCCCUCUUCUUCCUGGAAGUGGCGCUGGGCCAGUACACCAGCCAGGGGAGCGUCACAGCCUGGCGGAAGAUCUGCCCCCUCCUCCAGGGCAUCGGGCUGGCAUCGGUGGUGAUCGAGACCUACCUCAACAUCUACUACAUCAUCAUCCUCGCCUGGGCUCUCUUUUACCUGUUCAGCUCCUUCACCACCCAGCUGCCCUGGACCUCCUGUGACAACACCUGGAACACAGAGCACUGCAUGGAUUUCCUGAACCGCUCGGCCCCUGCAGCUGGCACCUCCAACAACGCAACCUCAGCUGUCAUUGAGUUCUGGGAGAGGCGUGUGCUGAAGAUCUCAGCGGGUAUCCAGCACCUAGGGGCACUGCGCUGGGAGCUGGCACUGUGCCUCCUGCUUGCCUGGGUAGUCUGCUACUUCUGCAUCUGGAAGGGCGUCAAGUCUACUGGCAAGGUGGUUUACUUCACGGCCACAUUCCCCUACCUGAUGCUGAUCGUCCUCCUGGUCCGUGGCGUGACGCUGCCUGGCGCCUACAAGGGCAUCGUCUACUACCUUCAGCCCGACCUGCUGCGCCUCCAGGAUCCCCAGGUGUGGAUGGAUGCAGGCACCCAGAUCUUCUUCUCCUUUGCCAUUGGCCAGGGCUGCCUGACAGCCCUGGGCAGCUACAACAAGUACAACAAUAACUGCUACAGGGACUGCGUGGCCCUCUGCUUCCUCAACAGUGCCACCAGCUUUGUGGCGGGCUUCGUGGUCUUCUCCAUCCUGGGCUUCAUGUCGCAGGAGCAGGGGGUGCCCAUCUCUGAGGUGGCCGAGUCAGGGCCCGGCCUGGCCUUCAUCGCCUUCCCCAAGGCCGUGACCAUGAUGCCCCUGUCCCAGCUGUGGUCCUGCCUCUUCUUCAUCAUGCUCAUAUUCCUGGGGCUGGACAGCCAGUUCGUGUGCGUCGAGUGCCUGGUGACCGCCUCCACCGACAUGUUCCCACGGCAGCUGCGCAGGCGCGGGCGGCGGGAGCUGCUCCUCCUGGGCAUCGCUGCCACCUGCUAUCUGCUCGGGCUGCUGCUUGUCACUGAGGGUGGGAUGUACCUGUUCCAGCUGUUUGACCACUAUGCCUGUAGUGGGCUGUGUCUGCUCUUGCUUGCUGCCUGCGAGGUGGGCUGCAUUGGCUGGGUGUACGGGGCUGACCGUUUCUAUGACAACGUGGAGGACAUGAUUGGCUACCGGCCCUGGCCACUGGUGAAGGUCUCCUGGCUCUACCUCACCCCUGGGCUGUGCCUGGCUACCUUCCUCUUCUCCGUGAGCAAGUCCUCACCCCUCAAGUACAACAACAUGUACGUGUACCCGGCCUGGGGCUACUCCCUUGGCUGGCUGCUGGCAUUCUCCUCAGUGUUCUGCGUGCCGCUCUCAGUCCUCAUCACCUUCCUUCACAGCCGGGGCUCCCUCAAGAAGCGCCUGCAACAACUCGUCACCCCGGACCCCAGCCUGCCGCAGCCCAAGAGAUACCCACCCCUGGACAGUGAGCCUGCCCCCACGAAGGAGGGGCUGAUGACAGUGGAGAAGGAGACCCACCUGUAGGGGACAAGAGCCUGUAGUCACUGCACCUCUGCCUGGAGGCUCCUUGGCCUCCUGCUGUCCUGUGGCCCAUCCCCUCUGAAGGCUGAGGCUCUUGGGAGUCUGGGAGGGGAGUUUCCUGACAGAGCUGUGGCACCUGGGCAUUGGAACUUUCUUGGAGAGCUGUGUGAGCUAACAGAGGUGCCUGCCUGGGGGGGCAGGAGGAGGCCAGCUGGCCAUGCCACACAGAGUCCCCACCUGAGGACGUGGAGCCAUGACAUGACCAGGAGGUCGCACUACCUCCAGCGUAAUUGGGGACUAUCACCCAUAGUGCCCUGGCUUUCACCCAACCCCACUCUCCCUGACAUGUUGUGACCCAUGAACUGCUCCCAUGGGGGACAGACAUGGCCCCUCUCUGCUCCCCACACCCCCUGUCUGCCAUAAACCUGGCCUCACAGAGGAGGAAGCUGAGGACAGUGACUGCUGUCGCUCCCUACCCCCACCCUACACCUCCUUAGCUAACAAGCACGAAUGGACACUUAUAUCCUCUGGCACCUGCCUCUGUCACCUGGCCAGGGUGUGUGUGUGGGAGGCGCUGUCCCCAGGCUGGGCCCCAGUGGCAUGUCUCCUCCCAGCACCGCCUCCAUCAUCAUCACAUGAUAGUGCAUUGGGGAUCUCUCUGUGUGUUGGGGUAUCCUCUCUAGACCUGCCCCCACACAUUCCAUCUCCCCUCUGGUGGGGUGGGGGCUUGGGGUCUGAGGGAAACAGGUGCCCUCAGAGGAUUGAGCAGAGGGUUUUCUCUGCCACCUUGCAAACCUCCCCAUUCCCCCACUUGCCAUGUCACUGCCCAGCUACACCAGGGUGGCUUCCUAGAGGAGGAAGCCGGGAACCACAUGAGCCCCAGGUUUCAGAGUUCCAAGGUGGGAGGAGUGGGUGUACUGGGGCACAAAUGGGGAGGGGUGAGAACACAGGGCACACAGGGUGGGGCGUGGGGAGGCUGUGGUGAGUCCCAGCCCAGGGCCCCCUCCCUGUAUCCAGACCACAAGGGCCCUGUGGCUGAGAGGACAGGCAUCUGGGAGCCAGCAUUCUCUGCUGUGAUAGCUGGGGCCCUGGUCCAGUGGGUCCUUUGCCCCACAUGCCUGACUUCUGAGUAGCACCCUGCCUGCCUGAGAGGCCCCCAUCCAGCCAGGCUGAGGGAGGCAGCCGUUCCAGUCCACUCCCCUCACUGCCUUCUCCGGGAAGGGUGUCAGGGAUGGGCUUUAGGUGGCUCACAAUGGACUCCCAACAUGGGCAAAAGAGCAAGUAUCUCACUCUGUGAAUGUCCAGAGCACUGUGGCUAGGAGAGGACCCUGGGCAGUCUGCCGGUAUUACUGUGUGUAGCCCAGGUUUGAAUCCCGGCACCACUUAGGAGCAACCGACACCAGGAGAAGCUCCAAUGUCACAGCACAGUUCCUUCCUCUGUUCCUCUCUUUGAAUGAAAACAUUAGCCUAGAAGCUGUGAGAGACACAUGUAUGAGGUCUCAACUCUUCAAAAGGAAAAAUUAAAACGCAGAGAUGGUUGUGUA
Erinaceus europaeus (western European hedgehog) is the source of this 3914-nucleotide messenger RNA. It is a transcript of the gene SLC6A12, whose product is annotated as solute carrier family 6 member 12. The coding region runs from base 550 to 2373 and encodes 607 amino acids. The record is from RefSeq and is a predicted model, not a curated record. Gene Ontology annotation, cellular component: plasma membrane. Gene Ontology annotation, molecular function: gamma-aminobutyric acid:sodium:chloride symporter activity. The transcript is spliced from 16 exons. Gene Ontology annotation, biological process: neurotransmitter transport; sodium ion transmembrane transport. Lineage: Eukaryota; Metazoa; Chordata; Mammalia; Eulipotyphla; Erinaceidae.